UAUAUAUUUUUAUAUUGUUUCUAUACAUAUUUAAUAUGUAUUGUUAUUUGUUAUAUUCAUCAAUCGGAUAUAAUCCUUCAUUUACAAUUGCAUAAUCUCCGAAUCUUCAUCGUCAAACAGUUAAUUAAAACAAACAAUUAGUCCUGCUAAACAUCAUAAUUCAUAAACCAAAUCUCAAACAAACAAUAAAUGGAUUCCGAAAACCAACAAGUAGUACUAAUCACAGGAUGCUCAGAUGGGGGCAUUGGAAAUGCGCUUGCAAGAGCUUUUGCUGCAGAAAAAUGUCAGGUUGUAGCAACCAGCAGAUCUCUGUCAACAAUGUCUUCUUUGCAGCAAGAUUCUCGCUUCAUGGUAAAAGAAAUGGAUGUAUUGUCUGAUGAAAGCGUAAACACUGUAAUAAACAGCGUUUUGGAGGAAUUUGGGAGGAUUGAUAUACUUGUAAAUAAUGCUGGUGUUCAAUGUGUUGGCCCUCUUGCUGAAAUCCCUCUUUCUUCUUUCAAACACACUUUUGAUACUAAUGUUUAUGGUGCCAUGCGAUUGAUUCAAUCUGUGGUUCCGCACAUGGCGUUGAGAAAAAAGGGAAAGAUUGUAAAUGUUGGGAGUGUAACUGUUUUAGCACCUUUACCAUGGGCUGGUACUUAUACCGCAUCAAAAGCGGCUAUACAUGCUCUAUCGGACUCUUUAAGGUUAGAACUUCGGCUAUUAGGUAUUGAUGUUAUCACUGUUGUACCUGGUGCCAUCAAAUCAAACUUAGGAGAUGCUGCCGUUGCUACCUUCAACCGCAUGCCAGAGUGGAAGUUAUACAAGCAAUACGAAGAGGCUAUGCGCGAUAGAGCUACCAUUUCUCAAGGUCCUAAGUCGACUCCUGCAGAAGAGUUUGCAAAGAAAACAGUAACUGUCAUACUAAAGAAAAACUCGCCUGCUUGGUUCUCUUAUGGUCAUCAGUCCAUGGUGAUGAGAAUCAUGUAUUAUUUACCCAUCUUCGUGCGAGAUUUCAUCCUAUGGCUUGUCCUGAAAUGUUAAUAAUUUAUCAGAUUAUUGUAUAACAGUUGUUUGGAGGCUAGAAUCGACUUAAGUAAAGCAAAAUCAAUACUUCAUAUGAUUAUAAUAGAAUCAAAAUUGAACCGAGCAACUGAACAACUUCACCUUAUUUGCAUAUGAACAUUUUCUAAUUCAGAUUCCUAGCAAUGUGAGAUUCACAAUAUGGUUUUCUAUUAUAACGGAAUAUAGAGUAAGUGCUCAUCAAAGUAACUUGUAUAACAGCAUCAGUUUUUACAGUAUUUGCCUUGCUACCCUGAUUACCUUCCUUCUUCCAAAUCUAGAUGGCUACCCAUAUAUCUUCCAACACCUGUCUAUAGUGUCACCAUUCAACUUAUGGUGUUCACAGAGUUGGAAGGAUUCUCGCAUUUGUUAUCAUAUUAAAGCACAUCCAUUUUCU
Messenger RNA from Amaranthus tricolor (Joseph's coat), 1438 nucleotides. RefSeq names its product short-chain dehydrogenase RED1. Gene Ontology annotation, molecular function: oxidoreductase activity. The record is from RefSeq and is a predicted model, not a curated record. Gene Ontology annotation, cellular component: endoplasmic reticulum. The coding region runs from base 190 to 1023 and encodes 277 amino acids. Lineage: Eukaryota; Viridiplantae; Streptophyta; Magnoliopsida; Caryophyllales; Amaranthaceae. The transcript has 3 exons.